Homarus americanus (American lobster) is the source of this 1441-nucleotide messenger RNA. RefSeq names its product SCAN domain-containing protein 3-like. The annotation marks the transcript as partial. The transcript is spliced from 3 exons. NCBI's taxonomy places the organism in Eukaryota, Metazoa, Arthropoda, Malacostraca, Decapoda, Nephropidae. The record is from RefSeq and is a predicted model, not a curated record.
UUCUUCAUCUGCUGUCAAGGAAGAAGUUACCCCCAUGAUGCAUAAAAUGAACAGUGUGCACGCCAAAGAAAAAGUUCGCCAGUAUUCAGAUGAGUACUUGCUGUUUGGGUUCAUACCAGCGACUCAUGAUGAAAGGUUGCCUUUUUGUCUGUUGUGCCACCAAUGUUUGACUAAUGAAUCCAUGAAGAGAGGUCGUCUCGAAAAUCAUUUGAAGGCAAAACACAGUAUUCAUGUUAAUUCAAAACUGGAGUAUUUUAAAUCCCUAAAGGAGAAGUUUGAAAAAAGAUCAACAAUAAAUUCAUUGUUCUCUGCAAGAAGUGCAAGCAAGGAUCGUGGUCUUGAGGCUAGUUAUGAAAUUUCUCUUCUCAUAGCAAAAUGUUGCAAAAAUCAUACAAUAGGGGAGAAUUUAAUUAAGCCCGCAAUGUCAACUUUUCUGAAAGUAGUUCUUGAAAAAGAUGACCAAGAUCUCAAAAGCAUGCCGCUCAGUAAUAAUACUGUUAGUAGCAGGAUUGAUGAAAUGAGUUGUGAUGUAGAAGUACAACUUGUUGAAAAAUUAAAAUAUACAAAUUUUUCAAUACAGUUGGACGAAUCAACUGUAAGAGAUAGUGAAGCUCUGUUAAUGGCCUAUGUAAGAUAUGUUGAUAAUGGAGAAUUUAUUGAGGAUAUGCUAUUUUGCGAAGCAUUAGAAACCACCACUAUUGCAAUUGAUAAAUAUAAGAAAUUAAAAACAUAUUUAGAUGAUAAGCAGAUACCAAUGGAGAACAUUAUAUCUUUUGAUGGUAAAGCACUUGUCAGUUAUUUAGCAGAUAUAUUUGAAAAACUCAAUGUCUUAAAUAAGGAGCUCCAAGGAACAAAUAUGACUCUUGUUAAUUCAAAGGCCAAGAUAUUUGGCUUUAUAUCAUUUCUGGAAUUAUCCCAAGAAAAUAUUUCUGUCAAAAAAUUUGAACAAUUUUAUUGGCUGAAUAAAUGUGAGGUAACAGAUGCUACUUGUCUUGUUAUUGUGGAGCACUUAAAAAUAAUGGUAAGCGAUUUCAACUUCAAAUUUUCUGAUUUGAAAGAAAUUAAUUAUCCAUCUUGGAUGACUCAGCCAUUGCUAGUGGAUCUGUCAGAUGUAACCAUGGAAUAUCAAGGAGAACUUUCAGAAUUACAAAAUGAUGACUCGAUUAAAGCCCUGUUCAAAAUAAAAGGAACAAUGAUGUGGCUCUGUGAAGAAACACAAGCUAAAUAUCCAAAUACAAGUAGUUUGGCAAGAAAACUACUGUUACCAUUCCCAUCGUCAUACUUAGUGGAAUGUGGAUUUAGUGCUGUGAAUGACUUAUUACUGAAGAAAAGAAACCGACUGGAUAUCACUAAACGAGGCGACUUGAGAUUGAAAUUAACAAAAUUUCUGCCUCGGAUAAAAUCUCUUUGCAGUAGACAUCAGGCUCAAGGGUCUCAUUAA